AUGGUUAAUGAAAAUAUGGACGAAGAACAAUGGGCAAUUUUAUUUGAUAAAGAUUAUAUUCGAGCAGAAGAUUACAAACGAAAUCUCCAAACUCUAAACGGAUAUAAUCAAUUUCUCGAGGAAAUUCCUUCCCUGUUAAAAUUAGAAAUAUCGAAUGAACUUUCACAAUGUUCAAGAUGUCAGAAAAUUUCUCAACUUUUACAUAAUGAUGAUGAUAUGAGUUGUCAGAUAUUCAAAUAUUUUCAUGAAAUGAAAAGAAUUACUUCGGUAGCUGAUUUACGUGAUGCAAAAGUGGACAUUGAAAUGUUAGAAAGAUUGUUUAAGAUGUAUAUUUAUAUUUGUCAAAAUUGUGAUAAAAUGUCAACCGUACCGGAACAUUCUGGAUAUCAUAAUCAUUCAUAUCUUAAUUCGUUCGUUCAUCCAUUUUUUCCUACCCAAAAAAAUUCAUUAAGACAUCCUAAUUCAUACGUUCUCACCAAUCUAAAUCAAUUAAAAGGAAUUGAAAUUGAUUUAUUAGAUUUUAUGGAUAUUCUUAAAGAAUGUGUUAAUUUCAUUCGACCAAUUACGAUUCCUGUCAAAUGGGAUAUUUAUAUAGAAGAAAUUCAUUUGGGAAAAAGAAAUUUAUAUAAUGGAAUUUUUGAGAAUAAUGAAUGGAAACGAUAUAUAAAGAUUGAUGAUGAAUUUAAUUAUUUACCAAUAAUGCCUCAUCAACCAAACCGAAUUGAUAAAGCUGAUAUAUUUAUAAAUUCAAAAGUUAGUUUGAAUUGCUUAGGUGAAAUUUUUGCUAGAAGGAAUGAUGUAAAAUCUUAUUCUUUAAACAAAUUCCUUCACGAUGUCUUAGGCUUUUCUUAUUUUGUCAAACAUUGUGAAAUAUUUAUAUGUAUUCGAUGUGGAUCUUUCUCAUUAUUAAAGCAAGGAGAUGGAAAAUUAUGUAGAAAACCUUAUCUUAAUCAUUUAUUUCAACGCAUUACAGAUGUUUAUCAAUUUUACGAUGAACAAAUUAAUUUAUUUGAAUUUCAAUAUGUUAUGAAAUCUGCUUUGGAUAUUAGUUAUCCCGAUAAACCUAUUCAUUCGAUUCAUAUGAAAAAUAUAAAAAGUAAUGGCUUAUUGAAUAGACAUAUUUAA
Messenger RNA from Diversispora eburnea, 1125 nucleotides. The record is from the annotation of a GenBank genome assembly. NCBI's taxonomy places the organism in Eukaryota, Fungi, Glomeromycota, Glomeromycetes, Diversisporales, Diversisporaceae.